Molecule: messenger RNA, 1914 nt
Organism: Oncorhynchus gorbuscha (pink salmon)
Lineage: Eukaryota; Metazoa; Chordata; Actinopteri; Salmoniformes; Salmonidae
Product: fibroblast growth factor 6-like
Exons: 3
Coding region: 466-1056 (196 amino acids)
Biological process (GO): fibroblast growth factor receptor signaling pathway; positive regulation of cell population proliferation; cell differentiation
Cellular component (GO): cytoplasm
Molecular function (GO): growth factor activity; fibroblast growth factor receptor binding
Source: RefSeq, a predicted model, not a curated record
UCCGUUGAACUCUCCACAGACAAGGCACUGCAGUUCAGCGAAUCUUUUCUUGCUUGCUCGCAACUUCACUCUCUCCAUCCUCGGCCCUUGUAUUGUUCGACCGGGCAGCGGUGAAGUCAGCAUGACGUCAUCUAGAUAUGCGAUAGUCUGGCAAGGUGAAACAGAGUUUUGGUGAGUGGUUUUCUCCACGGCCUGCGUUGCCUACAGAGAGAGGCGCGGAGCUGCAAAACAUGGUAAUCAUCACCGCCACCACCUCAAGCUCUGCCGCGCACUCUCCUAUUUCUACCCCUCUGCACCGGGGCUCUCGUUUCAUACCCAGAGUUCAGACUUGCGUUCCAAAAAUAAUCCACUGCCAGCAUGCCGAAGGAAGAAAAACAAGAAGAGUGGUAUUUUUAGGGCCAUUAAUUUUGACCACGUGCCCCGAAGGUAAACCGGAAGGCCAUUGCCCAAAGGCUCCUCAUCAGUAUGUCCUACGAGGCCAGCACGCACUGGACGUUGACUGCGAUUGUUCUCUUGGGGUACCUAGUCGGGAUUGUGUCAUCAUAUCCUAUUCCAAGCAGGACAAAUGCAACUUUAUUGGAGAAAAGAUGGGAGACCCUCUUCUCCCGCUCCAUUCUGGGAAUCUCGGGGGAGAGAUCGGACCUGAACUGGGAGAGUGACUAUUUGCUAGGUAUCAAAAGAGUGCGGAGGCUCUACUGCAACGUGGGCAUCGGGUUUCACCUCCAGGUCCUCCCAGACGGCAGGAUAAAUGGUGUACAUAAUGAAAACCAGUACAGUCUAUUAGAGAUCUCAACGGUAGAGCGAGGAGUGGUUAGCUUGUAUGGUGUGAGAAGUGAGCUGUUUGUCGCAAUGAAUGGCCGAGGAAGGUUAUACGGAACGACAGUCUUCCAUGAUGAGUGCAAGUUCAGAGAGAGCAUGCUUCCAAACAACUACAACGCCUAUGAGUCUUCCGUUUACAGAGGCUCCUACAUUGCUCUCAGCAAACAUGGCCGUCUGAAGAGAGGCAAAAAGGCCACCACUGCCAUGACUGUGACACACUUCCUCCCCCGAAUAUGAGCAAAACUGGCAGGCAAUAACUCACUUAUUUGCACAUGUGGAUUGUUGUCCAGGUAACAUUAUACUGUAUACACCAAUACAAAUGGAUUGAAAAAGAAAGAAAUACCACUAUAUGAUAAUAUUUAUUCAGUCUUUAUAUGUAUAUUUCGGUAGCUUACUUUGUAUUAGAACUUACGGAUAUGCCAUUAAUUGCUGCUUAUUAUUUUAUCAGUAUUGUAUAAGGGGUGGAGAAGCUUCAUCUGUCCCCUUCACUUUGAAUGGGUGCUUGCCAUACAUAAAUGGUGGAGACCUUGCCCUGUCAGUAGAUGACAGCUCAUCUCAGCAUCUAGAAGUGAAAUGGAUACUUUUUUAUUACCUCAAAGCGCCAUUUCCCGAAUGAAAUAAUGUGUGCAUGAUAUUUCUACUGAGAAGAAUGCCUGUUUACUUUGAACUUUUGUCAUUAUCCAUCAAGAACUAAACAUUUUCCUUAAUCUGUGUCAACAUUAUAUCAUUGUCUAGUAAGGGCAACUAGAGCACUCACCAAAUAUUUGUUUCCUUGCUUUGUGAUGAGGGGGUGGUUGCCUUUGAUUCCUACUUGUGGCUUCUUCCCUUGCAUGUGAGAAACGCUCCCCUCAGUCAGAAAUAGGGAUGACACGCAAGUCAUCACUCCCUCAGUGACUCCGGGGGGCUUUAGCCCAAUUCCUAGAGGGCCAAAAGUAUCUUCAGUUUAUUUUCUUUCCAAAUUUAGAUCAGUUAAGUAAUUGAGACUGUGUUGGACAGGACGGACCCCUCAGGAGCUCACAGCCAUUGAUGUGGGAAGCUAGAACUGGAGACCCACCAUGCUAGGAGAACUUUGACAAUCCUGUUUUUUAUGAGGCU